GCGCCCUCAGUUCCUGGUAAGAAGUGUCAUUAACUGUAUAUAAGAGCUGGUGUUUCUCUGGUUCAGGACGACUGAAGCUACAGACGCUGAGAAGGAAGAAGAGAAGAUCGUUCUGCAGCAGGUAAUCAUCAUCUUCAACAUCUGCAUCAUCUCCACCAUGAAGACGCUGACUCUGUCUGCACUUCUUUGUGCCAUGAUGGCUCUGACCAGAGCUGCUGCUCUUCCAGAUGCAGAGGCUGGAAAUCGGACUGACUUGUUCACUCCAACAGGAGGGAGUCAUGUUGUCAAGAGGGCCACAUCUUGUCCCAGUGGCUGGAUUCCUUUCAACGGUCGAUGUUACCUCUAUGUUGCGCAAAUCAUGAUCUGGGCUUUGGCUGAGAGAAACUGUCACUCUCUGGGUGGAAACCUCGCAUCUGUACAAAACUCCAAGGAGUUUGGUGUGAUUCACAUCAUGUCGACAUCGAGCAUCACUCAAAAUCAAGUUGUAGCGUGGAUUGGAGGGUCUGAUGCACAACAGGAGUCACUGUGGUUCUGGAGUGACGGAACGCCUUUCCACUUUACUCAGUGGUGUAAUGGACAGCCUGAUAACGCUGGUGGUCGUCAGAACUGUCUUGGUUUUACUUUUAGAGAUCAGAGAUGCUGGGAUGACUUUGCUUGUGAUGCGCAGCUCCCAUCUAUCUGUGUCAGAGAGGACAGAUAAAAACAUGAAGAACCUCGUCUCUCUUUGAGCCACCAGUCUCAUAUUUAACCUGAAGGCUCUAAAUCUCAUUUCACAUCUUUAUUUCUUCUCUAUCGCUGUAACACUACUUAAGGA
Messenger RNA from Micropterus salmoides (largemouth bass), 814 nucleotides. RefSeq names its product type-2 ice-structuring protein-like. The transcript is spliced from 7 exons. Lineage: Eukaryota; Metazoa; Chordata; Actinopteri; Centrarchiformes; Centrarchidae. Bases 158 to 700 code for a protein of 180 amino acids. Gene Ontology annotation, molecular function: signaling receptor activity. The record is from RefSeq and is a predicted model, not a curated record.